AGUAGAUCUCAUAACAAUAAAAAUUUAUGAAUACACAAUCAUGGCUGCCGUAGGGACGUUGGAAGAGUCUGCCUUGAAACGAAAAGAAAGAUUGAAUAAUUUACGGAACAAAAAUAAGGAUGAUGACGCCCCUAAAAGACAAGGAGAUGAUGCUAAUCAUGGAAAAGAGAAGCUUCCAAGACCUGUCUUUAGAAGUUACAAGCCACUUGAUGAAAGCCUGAAAGACAACACAUUACCAGCAGCAAAACCUGAAGAUGUGUCGGAGAAGGUUAAAACCCAGCUGGAGGCAUCCAAGACACAUGAAAUCAUAGAUGAAGUGGACCUGGUGAAUCUUGCCCCUAGAAAACCUGACUGGGAUCUCAAGCGUGAUGUGGCAAAAAAACUGGAAAAGUUGGAACGAAGAACACAAAGAGCAAUUGCAGAGCUGAUAAGAGAACGUCUGAAGAAAAGUGGAGAAGACUUGGCGCAGGUUGUAAAUGCUGGAGCAACAGAUCGUAACAUUAACGAGGAUGACGAUGACAAUGAUUGAUCUGGUCUCACGUUUGUGUGCUAAUCUGUGUAGUUUCCAAGACAUGAGAAAUGCUGCAAGUCUGCUCGCUGGGCUAGCAAGAUUGAUAUGCAUUUUAUUAGCAAUGUCUAAGACAUGGCUGGCAGAAGUUGAUGUGUAAAUUUUACAUGUUCAUAAGUAGCAUACCAGUUAAGAGAUGUUGUUUUUUCAGGAACUCAAAAAGUUUAGGUUAAAUUUAAGCUUACAUUCCAGUGAAUUAUUGGGAAUCACUCCAUGACCCAUAAGAAAGAAGUAAGUAGUUCUAAAGUGUUAUUUUUCACUAAGGCUUUAAAAACAAUUUAGCCUUUUGUGCUGGCUUUGUGAAUUAAUCACAUGUCUAAAUAUUGUGUGUAUAUUCAACAUUUUGAUAUAUUUCAUUGAAGGCUAUUUUUUUAAUGUGACCAUUUGAGCUAUGUUCUUUUUGUGAAGUUGGAAGAUUACAAACAUGUGAAUUAAUGUUUAAAUGGAUAUUAGGCUUAAACAAUUGCAAAAACGAAAGAGCAAUUAGGCUGUUUUUAAAGAUGGUUGUUUUGUGAUAGGAUUCUACAGGAUUUAUUUCUCAUCCCAAAGAAGCUGUAAUUUCCUAUCAAUCGCUUAUAUUAUUGUUGUUUUAAAUUAAAUUUUAUUAUUUGCAUAUUAGUUUAGUGCUCCUUUCAACAUUACUGUAUUAUUUCUUAUGAAUAUGUCACCAAUUAUGUGAACAUGCACAUAUUGCAAUAAUAUGUAAGACACAUCC
This is a messenger RNA of Dreissena polymorpha, 1283 nucleotides long. RefSeq names its product coiled-coil domain-containing protein 12-like. The transcript has 5 exons. Gene Ontology annotation, cellular component: U2-type spliceosomal complex; post-mRNA release spliceosomal complex. NCBI's taxonomy places the organism in Eukaryota, Metazoa, Mollusca, Bivalvia, Myida, Dreissenidae. The record is from RefSeq and is a predicted model, not a curated record. The coding region runs from base 41 to 529 and encodes 162 amino acids.